Molecule: messenger RNA, 4033 nt
Organism: Physella acuta
Lineage: Eukaryota; Metazoa; Mollusca; Gastropoda; Physidae
Product: low-density lipoprotein receptor-related protein 4
Source: RefSeq, a predicted model, not a curated record
AUGGUUUUAACACAUUCAUCUGUUUCCAACGAGUUGUUAUGUAUUUUAAAACCGAAGAGGAACUUAAAUUUACUGUGUUAAACAUAUACUUAUAUUUUUGUCAAUUUAUCUGUAGUUGGGCAGGCUCGAAUUUCAUGCAUUCUUGAUACAAUAACAAACACUUGAACUGCAAACGAUGGAUACGAUAAAAUGUAUUUUAUUCUUCAUGUGCGUGCUACCUCAAGUAGCUUCAGCGAAUCCUGGCAGCAAGUGUGUUGAUAAAGAGAUUCUCUGUGAGUUUCUAGCCAGCUCCAUCCCAGCGUUCUGUACCCAGAAAAUUCACGAUGCCUACGUCAUGGAGAACUGCCAGAAGAGCUGCGGACUGUGUCCGUCAACAUCCGUUCUAAUUAACCAUGACACCAAUUUAAUAUGGGCCCAGAGCCCCUCAGGCAAGACCUACGCGGUAGCAAGGCUGGUAGCCAUACAAGGUAACCCUAGGAACUGGACCACAAGCAGACGACCACAGGUCACGUAUAUUGGCGCCCCCCAUUUCACCUGGGAGUUCAAGUCACUGGGGUUUCACUGGGAGGACCAAACUCUCUUCUGGAGCGAGGGGGUCAACAAGAAGAUACAGUGUCUAGUACUGAAUGGAUCUGUAGACACAUUGACCCUGUACACGGGAACUUCCUCUGAAGUGUACGGUAUCGCCGUCGACUGGCUCUCCAGGAAUCUCUACUUCACGGACGCCCUGUACAACUGGAUCAUGAUGAUAUCCACCGACCCCAACAGGACUGGAUACAAGAUCAUCAUCCAGGACUGGCUGGAUUCGCCACACGGACUAGCGGUGUAUCCACAAAAAGGAUAUCUCUUCUGGUCCGAUUGGGGAGCUCGCCCAAAAAUUGAAGUCUCGUCACUUCUCGGCGAGUCUCGGACAAUAUUGGUCGAGAAGAACAUCGUGCGACCCCGCGGUCUGGCGAUCGACUACAGCUCAGACACACUGUACUGGGUGGACAUGUUCAAGUACACGCUCGAGUCGGUGCGGUUUGACGGCAGCCUGAGGAAGGUGAUCCACAGGGAGGAGGGGACGUCGUUCUAUGGUGUGGCUCUUUAUGAGAACUUUCUUUUUCUGACGGAGCGGUCGAAAGGGAUGCUGAAGAUUUUCGACAACGAGCAGCGAUUGGUCAGUUUCACCCUCGGCAACACGCCAUACGACAUCAUCAUGUAUGACGAGUCUCAGCAACCCGGAAACUCUAGUGACUGUGAAAACCUCGGAUGUGAGCAAAUGUGCGUCCUUGACCCGAAGAAAGGCGCUGCUUGUAUCUGCGGGGAAGGGUUUACCUUGGAAGAAGGUUCCACAACAAAAUGCAAAGUCUCCCAACAGUUUGUCCAUCCGUCACACAUCUAUGCCAUCAGAGACUCCAUCUGUCACUACCCGGCGAACCUGGCUGACAUGUCACUUGCUAACAUUACGCUCGACUCGCAGUGUUUCCUGGAAGAUAGGCAGGGCUACACGACCUUGACCUUCGACGCGAGGGAGAACACUCUGUACUACUUCGGGAACAACUCGAAGACCAUCAGCCGCAUCCCGCUGGAGGUGGGCGGCAAGGGCAAGCUGGUGACCGGGGGCUCAGGGGAGGUCAAAGGCAUGGCCCUCGACUGGGUGGCCGGCAACCUCUACUGGACAGACAGCACCAACAGGGUGAUUAAAGUGGCCAAGAAAAACGGAUCAUUCCAGAGGAUUCUACUCGACAACCUGACCAACCCGAUGGCCAUAGCAGUCCACCCAGGACUGGGAGAAAUUUACUGGACUGACCACGGUCGUCUGCCGGACGUAGCGGCGACUGUGGAAAAGGCGAACAUGGACGGCACGGAUAGGACUGUGAUCGUGAGGGUAGAGACCGGUCAGCCGAAUCAUCUUUACGUCGACUAUGAAAAAAAUUGUGUGUACUGGGCUGACUCAAUACUUUUCCACGUGACUAAGUACAAUCUAACGAAUGGUAAAGUUUCUGUCGUAUACGAACAAACGAAUGUCAAAUUUUACGGAUUAUCAAUGUUUAAGGACUACAUCCUCUGGACUGACACAGACGACCUGAACGGGAUCCACGUGGCCCGCCUGGACAAGCAGGAGAAGGUGCGGGGUAUCAUCCACCCCAAGAACGGCGUGGCCGCGGACCUCAUCACGUUCGACAUCAAAGCCCAGCCCGACAUCAAAAAUUUGUGUAAUGAGGCCGAGUAUAAGUGCUCACACUUGUGUCUUCUAACACGAAAUAAACAAGCCAGGUGUCUCUGUGGCAACGGUUAUGUUCUCUCUAGUGACGGAUUCACGUGCAACACGGACCCCUAUCUGGACCACUUCCUGUUGGUCAACGAUGCCUUCCAGAGGCAAAUCUUCCAGGUCAGCCUGGUGAAUGGGGUGGAGACUACGAUCAAUCUAAUGCUGACCCAUGAACCCGUGGCCGUGUCCUUUGACCCUUUCGAUUUGAAGGUGUUCUGGUCCGAUAACAAAGCGAACGUCAUCAAAGAGGCAACACUUGAUGGUCAGUUUGAAAAGGAAGUCACUUUGCUAAAUAACAUGUCCAUGUGCGACGGGCUGGCGAUUGACUACCUGAACAGACUCAUCUUCUACACCGACACCGGAAAUGACGUCAUCGGGGUCAUCAGCCAGAACAACUACGACAUGCAGGCGUACAUCGUCACAUCCGGUUUGGAUGAGCCAAGGGACAUUGUGGUGUCGCCCAACCAAGGGGUGAUCUUCUGGUCAGACUGGGGCGCCAGGGCCAACAUAUGCCGGUCUAACAUGGACGGCAGCAACGUCGAGGUGAUCGUCAAGUUCAACAGCACCGCCUGGCCUAACGGCCUAGCCCUUGACCUAGCCGAGAACAACCUGUACUGGGUGGACGCCCAUGGGGACACGGUCAAUGUCAUUGAUCUGGCCACCCGAGUCAUCACCGUCUUGAUGGAGGAGCCGGGCGCCCACUACUUCUCCGUAGAGGUUUCAGGGGAGUUCCUGUACGUCGGCGAUUGGAAGAAAAACUAUUUGAGGCGUAUGAAAAAGAAAGGGGGAACAUUGGAACAGUUCGGUCCGUCAACGUUUACCCGUCUUUAUGGCAUAAAGGGCUACAACUCGUCAGAAAGAUUUAGAGGUAUCAGCGUGUGUGCUCACAGUGCCUGCGACCAUCUCUGCCUGCCGCAGGUCAACAACCUGUACACGUGCGUGUGUACAACAGGAUACGUCCUGGUUGGUCAGUUCUGUAAACCAAUCAUAAUAAACCUGCCAACAACGCCUACCACCACGGAGUCAUCCACCACUUCACCGACCACUUCCUCCACAACAUCGCCGACAGCAACAACCGUCCAGUCGACCUCGACCUUGACCUCCACCAUCACGGGCCUGCCCACCACCAUGUACACGGACUGCGAGGACACGACCUUCGAGAUAGACACCAUCAUAACAACAUCAGCAAUAGACCACAACAUUACAGAUUCAAACGCAACAUUCGGCAGUUCUACAGUAGAAAAGUCCACGGGUUUAUCAAGUUCUGUCAUCACGGCGAUUGUGUGUUCUGUGUUUCUAGCCGUGGCUGCCAUAGCCUUGUCGGCAGCCUUUGUUAAAAGACACUACAGGUACAAAAUUCAGCACCAGAAGCUAAUCGAGGACCAACACCCCACCGACUUCUACAAAAUUGCCUUCAACUCCCCGGGGGACGAGACUGUGACCUUUGACACGGGGAUUGAGAACCCCGUCUACGACUGCCUGAACAACCCCAGCCACACAAUUCCAGAUUCUCACAACAGCAGCGCGUAAUUUGUUUUCUAGCGCCUGAACGGUGUUAGCAUAUGUGACGUUUUUAUUUCUGUAACAGCUUGGAUAGGAUCUCACAGAUAUGCGGUCUAAAGAUGUACAUUUCGGUGUUUGGCUCCUCAGUACUAGGUGCUUCUAACUUUGACUCAAAUUAAAUUCGAGUCAUGUAUACGAGUGGCAAAGGCAGGAAUUUGUAUUGGGAUUAGCUUCUAAGAGAAUGUUUCUCCUUGCGCCCAUCUGGCUACACCUCUG